Psammomys obesus (fat sand rat) is the source of this 677-nucleotide messenger RNA. RefSeq names its product microsomal glutathione S-transferase 3 (gene Mgst3). The transcript has 6 exons. Gene Ontology annotation, cellular component: membrane; nuclear envelope; endoplasmic reticulum. Gene Ontology annotation, molecular function: glutathione peroxidase activity; glutathione transferase activity. The record is from RefSeq and is a predicted model, not a curated record. NCBI's taxonomy places the organism in Eukaryota, Metazoa, Chordata, Mammalia, Rodentia, Muridae. The coding region runs from base 106 to 564 and encodes 152 amino acids.
CCGGGGCGGAGUCGGGCAGGUCCUACCCCACCACGGGAGCCGCACCCAGACAGCGCUGCGCAGCUCCGGUCUGCACCAGGCGCACGAAGGUGAGCCAGAGCCACGAUGGCGGUCCUCUCUAAGGAAUACGGAUUUGUGCUCCUCACUGGUGCGGCCAGCUUUGUGAUGGUGCUCCACCUAGCCAUCAACGUGGGCAAAGCCCGCAAGAAGUACAAGGUGGAGUACCCUGUCAUGUACAGCACAGACCCUGAGAACGGACACAUCUUCAACUGCAUUCAGCGAGCCCACCAGAACACGUUGGAGGUGUACCCUCCCUUCCUGUUUUUCCUAGCUGUGGGAGGCGUUUACCACCCGCGCAUAGCUUCUGGCCUGGGCCUGGCCUGGAUUGUUGGGCGAGUUCUUUAUGCAUAUGGCUACUACACAGGAGACCCUAACAAGCGGUAUCGGGGAGCCGUGGGGUCUCUCGCCCUCUUUGCCUUGAUGGGCACAACCGUGUGCUCUGCCUUCCAGCACCUCGGCUGGAUUAGACCUGGUUUGGGCAGUGGGUCCAAAUCCUGCCACUGAUUAACGGUAGUCCUUCCAACUCUCGUUCACCUUGAACGACUUACCUUUAUUUCCAGUUCCGCUGUUUUUUUAAAUAUAAUAAAAACUUAUCUGGCAUCAGCCUCGUACCUAAA